Messenger RNA from Cantharellus anzutake, 2279 nucleotides. RefSeq lists its product as uncharacterized. The coding region runs from base 375 to 2054 and encodes 559 amino acids. Lineage: Eukaryota; Fungi; Basidiomycota; Agaricomycetes; Cantharellales; Hydnaceae. Gene Ontology annotation, molecular function: G protein-coupled receptor activity. Gene Ontology annotation, biological process: adenylate cyclase-activating G protein-coupled receptor signaling pathway. The transcript has 6 exons. Gene Ontology annotation, cellular component: plasma membrane. The record is from RefSeq and is a predicted model, not a curated record.
UCCCCUAACCUGUAGCGGCCGGAUGACCACUGAAAUUAGGAUCCCACAUCGAUCUUUUCUUUCCUACAUCCCCUCAUUCUUAUUUUACAAUCUUCUUGCUUGUGCCGAUCUGAGCGCACAAAUAUUCAUCCAAUACAAUAGUGCCAUUGUGACGCAGACCCCUUGUGAACGCUAGUGUUGGCCCCCGUGAUCUCCAGCCUCUUCUUGUAAUCACGAACACAACAGCGUGUGUUUUGGAUCGGCCCUUGAGAGCUAUUUGCAUCCCUUUUAAAGGAGGAACAAACAUGCAAAGAACCUUGGUCCGACGCGGUCCCAAGGUUAACCUCUUCCACUCAGCCAGUUGACUUUCCUUGGUCAGCUUCGCUGGUGUGCUAAUGCUUUAUUCGAACGCCCGCGUUUGUGUGGUCAGCAUAUGGUACUUGCUGGCUCUUCCGCCCAUGAUUGGCGCCUUGAACCCUACCGGAGCGUUGCAGCUGCAGGGCCCACCUUUGUCGUUCGGGGAUCGCUUGGGUCUCAUUUUCAUCGCUCAAGCUUCUGCGUGCUCGUGCAUCGCGGUGACAUGCUUGCUCUCAUAUUUCGCCUUCAAUUCCAUCCAAAGUCGUCGCCUUGCGCGUUCAACCCGUCCGAAGCUAAUUAGCACUCACGUCGACGUCUACUUUCUGAACGUACUCCUAUUCGACCUUGUUCACUCAAUCGGUGGCAUUAUGAAUGUGAGAUGGGCAUUAUCUGCCGAAAUCAACCGUGGAUCCUUCUGCCAUUUUCAGGGGAUUCUGAAGAAUAUAGGGGCUCUUGGCGUAGCCAUGUUUAUACUUGCGAUCACCAUCCAUACUGCGGCUGUCAUGCUGUGGAGGUGGAAAGCCCCUAGGAAAGCCACGGCCGCCAUUGUUCUCAUGUUGACCAUUUGGCUUUUCAUCACUUUAGAGAUCGGCCUCUCUUUGGCGUUGUAUCAUCGCCGACAAUAUAUCGAUAUUUCAGGAAUGUGGUGCUGGAUUGGCCCCCACUUUAAAAACCAGCGCCUUUUGUUCGAAUAUGUCUGGAUAUGGAUCACAGCCAUUUUCAACCUGUUGAUGUACAUCCCUCUCUACUUCUCAUUGCGUGGGAAUCUCCAUGUCAAUGGUUUCCGUGUGAAAUGGACAAGUCAAUCAUCAGCGGAUACAGGGCUAGUUUAUGCUAGGACGAGCUAUGCACGUGCAGGAUCGAUGCUUUGGUACCCUGUGGCAUACACAGUAAUUGUCCUCCCAUUCAGCGUAUGUCGUUGGCGUGCAUUCAACAGAUAUCAUGUCUCGUGGACAGCCACCGUUCUCGCAGACGUCCUGUUUUGUUCAAGUGGACUCGUUAACUCCUUGUUGUAUCCAUUAACGAGGCCGUCACUCCUACCAGCGGGACGUCACAAUCGGCAUUCAAUGUCAUCACCUCCCUAUGGCCCCAGCAUUCAAAGGAAUUCAACACCCUUAAACUACCUGCCCAAGGGUCCAACACUGAUGCCACCUGAUUCCCCGAACCCCGUAGAUGGUGGCCACAUUGAGGUCUCCGUACUCCCUGACUUCCUCGCCCUGUCGCCUCAGUCUGAUAUCGCUCCGAGCUUAGAAAGCUGGCCAUCAUCUCCCUGCUCGCGCGGGCGUUCUAGUCAAUCGUUGCUGGACGAAGCCCUUGGCACGACGGAUACAUUUUCUGAAGGACGAGACGGUUAUGAGGCAACAUGGGGUGGAACGGAGACUGGGCUCUCAAGCUCGCGUGCCAAAACAUGCCAAAGAGGAAUACGAGUUUCAUCCUCUCCACCCGAUCCACAAAUGUCACAUCCGCUCUCAGUCGUUGGCCUCCCUCGAACCCCUACCUUUCCGACGCCAGCAGCUGCUGCCAACUGGAACGCACAUCAUCACCCCAUCUUUCGUGCCCUCCACGUGCCAAGCCACCCCCGCAACCUUCAAUCUAGAGCAAUGCCCCAUUCAACACACCCUUCCCACGAGAGCUCGUCUACUUCUCCGCCGAGCUCACAGCCUUCACCGAGAUCGAGAUGGAGGUCUCAAGGAUCGUGGCUGAAUAUGGAGCCGUAAUCUGUGUUCGGCAAUGGCCGGGCGCUGACAAGUGGACACAAGCCCUGUCCCUUUACCUUCUAUUAUUUCGUGCUGUUGGUGUCAUGUAAUUUGCGCAUCAUUGGCCGAGCUUGCGAGACAUUUGUUACUCGUAAGGGAAUUGACGGACCUCCGCCCUUUUUCCCAGUCUUAACGUAUUGUGACCGACUUUCAUGAGAUCCAACAACGGUCCUCGUCUGCUUCCAC